Molecule: messenger RNA, 1391 nt
Organism: Larimichthys crocea (large yellow croaker)
Lineage: Eukaryota; Metazoa; Chordata; Actinopteri; Sciaenidae
Gene: lrrc34
Product: leucine rich repeat containing 34
Exons: 10
Coding region: 33-1301 (422 amino acids)
Molecular function (GO): protein binding
Source: RefSeq, a predicted model, not a curated record
CGGCAACGCCAAACCGCCCCGCAGACGUUGCUAUGGCCACCGCAAACAUUUCUGCGUGUCACGCAGCUGUCUGCGCAGAAUAUGCGAUAAAAAUAAACCCGCAUGUUUCAGACGUGCUGGAGAAGACGACAGACACGGAGUGUGUCACCUUGGAGCUGAGAGGAAACCACAGACUGAGGUGCGUUCAGCGGCUGGACGACCGAGACGUUCUCGCUCUCUCGAAAUGUUUGAGGAGCAGCACGUGUGUGACAGGUCUCGAUGUCAGCUACAAUAACAUAACAGAUGAAGGGGUUGGACACCUGGCUGACCUCUUACAGGAGGACAGCUCCGCUCUGACCUCCCUGGACCUGAUGUUCAACGACAUCCUGACAGACGGAGCUGAAGUUCUGGCCCAGAGCCUGCGGUGUAACAGCACCUUGCUCUCUCUCAGACUGUCGGGUAAUAAGAUCGGGAACAGAGGAGCCAUGCACCUGGCCAGCAUGCUGCAGGUGAACGACUCCCUGAAGGAGCUGGAGCUGGACGCCUGCGACCUGGCCACUCAGAGUGUGAUAGCGUUCGCCAUCGCCUUGAAAAGCAACCGGACUCUUCGCUCUGUGGACAUCAGCCGCCCUCUGCUCUUCAGCCACCAGGAGGAGUGGGCGGUGCACUUCUCCGAGAUGCUGCUGCUGAACAGCAGCCUGGUGGAGCUCCACCUGGGGAAGACGGGGAUGACCGACACCGGGAUGGAGAGGCUGACCGAAGGCCUGCGGCUCAACCGCAGCCUGCGCUACCUGGACCUGCGCUGUAACCGCGUGACUCGUGACGGCGUGCGUCACCUGGCCGAGACGCUGAAGCAGAACCCGACGCUGGAGGUCAUAGAUCUGUCGUCCAAUCGGAUUGAAGACGAAGGCGCCGUGCACCUGAGCGAGGCCGUCGCCUGGCCGGGCUGCGUCCUGAGAGAGCUGUCUGUCAGAAGUAACAACAUCAGGACAGACGGUCUGCUGUCUUUGGCUCAGGCCAUGACAGCGAACACGACUCUGAACCACAUCUACAUCUGGGGGAACCACCUGGAUGAGCCGGUCUGCCAGGCCUUCAGAGAUCUCAUCGCCAGCGGUCGCCUUCCCCCGGAGCAGACGGACGUGAGCGCGUACGAGGUGGACGGUCGCGUGUUUCUCGCCGAGGUCUUCCACACUUUGAGGCGACGCUAUCACAGCGACACCUCCGACACCGCGACAGACCACGCCGACAAUCCCGUCUCCGGCUCUCCGCCGCACGACGAGGAGAGUCCACGGCCUGUUCCUCUGCAGCCUCACACACACUGACACACACACACGUGAAAAAGAACAAAAUAAACGAUGCAAACAAGGAAAAGUGAAAUAAGACGUCUGAACAAUAAACUGACUGUGAGAUUG